AUGACUCAUAGCACGGCAACUCGAGAGGUGGACGACAAUGAUAUGUCACGCAACGAUACUGGCAACGACCACAGCGCAUUGCGUCGCGUGCCCGAUCGGAUUCCCUGGGUUGUUCUUCUAAUUCUUAUCGUCGAGCUGGGCGAACGCUUCACAUACUUUGGCCUGAGUGCCCCGAUACAGAACUACAUCAAGAAUCCGCAUGACCCUGAAUCCGAUCUACCGGGAGCGUUAGGCAAAGGCCAAGCCGUAGCAACAGCAUUGGGCAACUUCUUCAAGUUCUGGGCCUAUGCUUCGACAGUGAUUGGAGCCAUUAUUGCAGACCAAUACCUUGGCAGAUUCAAGACCAUUGUAGCAGCAUGUGGUGUCUAUAUCAUCGGCCUCGUGAUCUUAGUCACGACCUCUACUCCAGCAGGCAUCGAGUCGGGUGCAGGGUUCGGCGGUUUGAUCGCUGCUAUGGUUGUCAUCGGCUUGGGCACUGGAAGCAUCAAGGCCAACGUUACACCAAUGUGUGCUGAGCAGUACCGACCAGAGGUUGCUUACACCAAGAAGCUCAAGUCAGGAGAGUGGGUUGUUGUUGACCCAGAACUGACAGUGGAGCGCAUGUUCAACUGGUUCUACUGGGCCGUCAAUGUGGGCGCACUGUCACCAUUGAUUACCGUCAAUGUCGAAGCACAUGUCUCCUUCUGGGCUGCGUAUCUGAUACCUCUGGUAGUCAUCGUGGUGGCUGCAACUGUGUUCAUCUUGAGUAACCGACGAUUCGUCAAGACUCCACCUCACGGGUCAGCCGUCAUCGACGCUGUCCGUAUCGUGACCAUUGCAGUGAAAGANGGGGGAUUUGAGAAAGCAAAGCCAAGUGCUCUACAGGCGCAAGGAACGAUCGAUCGUCAUGCCUUUGCUCAAUCGCCAAACUACACAGACAAGUCUGUCAAAGAUGUACAGUCUGGCAUCACCGCCUGCAAGGUCUGUCUCACGCUUUUGCUCCUGAUCGUAGUUUUGGAACAGCUGACCUGUAGUAGNUUCUUCCUGUUUCUACCUCUAUACUUCGUCUGCUGGAUCCAGAUUUGGAAUAAUCUCAUCUCGCAAGCUGGUACUAUGGCGCUUCACGGAACUCCGAAUGAUCUUCUCCAGAACCUCGAUCCAAUCGCCUUGAUCAUCUUCAUCCCUCUACUUGACUUCGUGAUAUACCCAGUGCUUCGCAAAUACAAGAUCAACUUCAGUCCCGUUCUGAAGAUGACAGCUGGCUUCAUGAUGGCGUCGUUCUCGAUGGUGUACGCAGCCGUCCUGCAGCACUACAUCUACAUCUCUCCUCCCAACAGCAUCCACGUGUGGAUCCAAGCUCCUGCUUAUGUAUUAGUUGCUUUCUCCGAGGCUUUCGUUAUCAUCACAGGUCUGGAGUUGGCGUACACAAAGGCACCCACGAGUCUGCGUUCUCUGGUUUCGGCCUUGUUUUGGCUCACAAUCGGAAUCGCAGCUGCCAUCUGCAUCGCUCUUGCACCCGUCUCCCAAGAUCCUUAUCUCGUUUGGAUGUAUGCUUCUCUUGGAAUCGUUGGUUUCGUUGCCGGAUGCGGGCUUUAUAUCUGCUUCCGAAACUCUUUUGAUGAUGUCCCAGUCAUUGCAGGUCAAGAGGCAGGGAACAUGGAGCUCGAUGUGACAGGUGUAGCGGAGCAUGGAGGCAAGCUUGCGAUCGAGGAACAGAGAUGGCGCAAGUGA
Messenger RNA from Aureobasidium uvarum, 1710 nucleotides. Lineage: Eukaryota; Fungi; Ascomycota; Dothideomycetes; Dothideales; Saccotheciaceae. The record is from the annotation of a GenBank genome assembly.